This is a messenger RNA of Boleophthalmus pectinirostris (great blue-spotted mudskipper), 548 nucleotides long. RefSeq names its product SWI/SNF complex subunit SMARCC1-like. The coding region runs from base 1 to 411 and encodes 136 amino acids. The transcript has 3 exons. Lineage: Eukaryota; Metazoa; Chordata; Actinopteri; Gobiiformes; Gobiidae. The record is from RefSeq and is a predicted model, not a curated record.
AUGAUCCAAUCCAGAUUUCUGUUCUACUUUAGAAAGGAGGAUGUUCGGCAGUUGACAGGAGGCAGUUGUUGGUUUCCAUUUUAUUACAAGCUCGUGUGGAAGCUUGACAUCCAACUCCGAAAGCUGCUGCAAACACAGACAGUGCACUGGGGCGGCUUCCCAGACAGUUAUGACACCUGGAUGUCGGCCAAUGAGGUGGAUGGAGAUGUGGAGGAUCCCCCGAGCUCUGACCGACCAUGGAAGGUCCAUGCCAAGUGGGUGCUGGACACAGACGCCUUUAAUGAGUGGAUGAAUGAGGAGGACUAUGAGAUGGAUGACAACAAGAAGCCCUUCAGUUUCCGCCAGAGGAUUUUCCCCAAAGAGGAGGAGGUACCACCACACGCCUUUCCUGUCCUUAUGGUCCCUUUGUAGCGCCGUAUCUGUCGCAUGUACAGUCUGCAUGCUUGUAUCUAGACACUGUCCGUCGGCCAUCUUUUCCUGACUUUUCCUCAUGCUUUUGUCUAUUGUUGACAGGGUUUCUGUGAUAGACUUGUUCUAUGCACAUAAGC